CUUCGGUUCUGUGGACUGAGAAAUGAGAUUUUAGCGUUUGAGUUUUUGAAGCUUAAUCGAUGUGAGACUCAGAGAGUGUGUAAUUUUCGAAGGAGUAAAAUAGUAGUAUCAGCUUCAGUGGCUGAAAAUGGCAGCGCUCCGACGUCGUUUGAUUAUGAUUUAGUCAUAAUUGGUGCUGGUGUUGGUGGUCAUGGUGCUGCAUUACAUGCUGUGGAGAAGGGCAAAAGCGAUUCAUGAGUGGAAAUGAAGUCAUAGGAAGUGGCGGCAAUGUGGCCCCUAACAUCGCGAAUAAGAGGAAAGAGAAGUCAUAACAAGGUUUCUGUAGGUGAACCUGCGUUAUGGACAUUGUUGAAGCAUGCUAAGCAUAACGACUAGCAAAUUUGCUUAACUGCUGAGGAGUGGCAGGGUUAGGGUGCUUUGGACCCUUUCAUGCAUCUCCCUCCUAUCUUUGGGGGUGGAGGGAAUAGCAAUGAUACUAAUCGGUAGAAGAAAGAGAAAAAUUCUGUGGACUCUAAUCCACACGGCACUUUUGUAGGUCUUAAAACAGCUAUCAUUGAAGGAGAUGUAAUUGGCGGAACUUGUGUAAACAGAGGCUGUGUUCCUUCUAAAGCACUUCUUGCAGUUAGCGGUAGGAUGCGGGAACUUAAGAAUGAGCAUCACUUGAAAGCUUUGGGUAUACAGGUUUCUGGUGCUGGCUAUGACAGGCAAGCAGUUGCUGAUCAUGCUAAUAAUCUUGCCUCGAAAAUUCGUAAUAACUUGACAAACUCUCUAAAGGCACUUGGUGUGGACAUUUUGACAGGAGUGGGUACUAUAACGGGUCCUCAAAGAGUGAAGUAUGGAAAAGUUGGUUUUUCUGGCAGUGAAGUUACCGCUAGGGAUAUAAUUAUCGCUACCGGUUCUGUCCCUUUUGUUCCUAGAGGCAUUGAAGUUGAUGGGAAGACUGUGAUUACCAGCGAUCAUGCUCUCAAACUGGAGUUUGUACCUGAAUGGAUAGCUAUAGUAGGAAGUGGUUAUAUUGGACUUGAAUUUAGUGAUGUGUAUACCGCACUUGGUAGUGAGGUUACCUUUAUUGAAGCUCUAGAUCAACUUAUGCCUGGAUUUGAUCCAGAGAUUAGUAAGUUAGCUCAAAGGAUUCUCGUAAAUCCAAGGAAAAUUGAUUAUCACACUGGAGUGUUUGCAACGAAGAUCACCCCCGCAAAGGAUGGGAGACCAGUUGUUAUUGAGCUAACUGACGCCAAGACUAAAGAAGUAAAGGACACUUUGGAGGUUGAUGCAGCUCUAAUUGCAACUGGUAGAGCUCCCUUUACGAAUGGUCUAGGCCUGGAGAAUAUCAAUGUGUUGACACAACGAGGUUUUAUUCCUGUUGAUGAGCGUAUGCGAGUUGUUGAUGCUGAUGGAAAUUUGGUACCUCACCUUUAUUGCAUUGGUGAUGCGAAUGGUAAAAUGAUGCUUGCCCAUGCAGCCAGUGCUCAGGGAAUAUCUGUUGUCGAACAAGUCUCUGGACGAGACCACGUGCUUAACCAUUUGAGCAUUCCAGCUGCUUGUUUUACUCAUCCUGAAAUCAGCAUGGUUGGGUUGACGGAGCCGCAAGCUCGAGAGAAAGCUGAAAAAGAGGGGUUUGAGAUAAGCAUUGCAAAAACAAGCUUUAAGGCAAACACAAAGGCACUGGCGGAAAAUGAAGGGGAAGGGCUUGCGAAGUUAAUAUACAGACCGGACAAUGGGGAAAUUCUUGGAGUUCAUAUCUUUGGUAUGCAUGCUGCUGACCUUAUUCAUGAAGCGUCCAACGCCAUAGCAUUGGGAACAUCCGUGCAGGAUAUAAAGUUCGCAGUGCACGCACAUCCAACAUUGUCUGAAGUCCUUGAUGAACUGUUCAAAUCUGCUAAGGUAACUAGUCACGUCCAUCGGCCACUUGGUGAAUCAGUUGUUGUCUGAAAUUCUGAAGCCUAAUGAGUUUGAGGGAGCUACUGCACCACCGGUCUCGCUAUAGGAUCAUCUUCAACAAAGCAUUGAGAUGUAACGAGGAUAGAUUUGGAUGACUUGCUGCAUGUAACUUAAGUUGCAAAUCAGGUUUUCAUGAGAAAUUGAUAUACUGAUUCCAGGGUAUUUUACUGAGGCCUUGGAGUGUCAGUGUGAAGCGAAAAUCGACAUUCUUAAGUAGUGCUCGCGGAGGCCUCAUUCAAAUGUUGUAAGAAGAUGUAUGUUCUUUUGUAAUUGCAGAAUAGAGGAGGCACAUGGGCUCUGCCUCUAUUUGGUUUAUGCUUUGUAUUGAUAGUUCAUGUGUAAUUUGUUAGUGCUGAGUGCAAUAAAACGUAGGAAAAACAAGUUUCACAGUCCCAAGUCAAAGUGAUUGAAAAUUAAUGAAUUACAAAGAUAUGAUGCAA
Molecule: messenger RNA, 2381 nt
Organism: Solanum lycopersicum (tomato)
Lineage: Eukaryota; Viridiplantae; Streptophyta; Magnoliopsida; Solanales; Solanaceae
Product: dihydrolipoyl dehydrogenase 1, chloroplastic
Molecular function (GO): dihydrolipoyl dehydrogenase (NADH) activity; flavin adenine dinucleotide binding
Source: RefSeq, a predicted model, not a curated record